AUCUCAAUAUUCUCAUCAGCCUUCCUCCUCUCUUCUUUGAAUUCUGAUAAAAAAGAAAAUAUGGGUAUGAAGUGCUGCUCACUCUCUCUCUCAGUCUCAUGUAAUGCUAGUUUCUGUAAAUUUAGUUGUCAAAAGUGCAUUCCUAGAAGAGAGGCAUGUCUAUGUAAAUCAUGGCUGUGUAAAUCAUGUCUAUGUAAAUCAUGGCUAUGUAGAUCAUGGCUAUGUAAAUCAUGUCUAUGUAAAUCAUGUCUAUGUAAAUGCAAUUGUCAAAAGUGCAUUCCUAGAAAGGAGGCAUGUCUAUGUAGAAAGAAGGCAUGUCUAUGUAAGCUCCAAGAUAAUCUUGUUGCCUUGGAGAAGGCAAAGGAAAAAUUAAUUGAAAGAAGACGCGAUGUGAUGAGGAGUGUCAUCGAUGCUGAACAACAACAAAUGAAACGGCUUGACAGUGUGCACGAAUGGAUUUUACGGGUCGAAGAUGUCGAAACUCGAGUUGAUCAGCUGCUGAUCAGAGAAAGAUCUCAACAAGUUCAGAAAUCAUGUCUUUGCGGCUUUUGUCCCUGGAACUGCUGCUCGAGCUGCAAAUUCGGAAAAGAAGUAGAUAAAAUACUUAAAGAUGUGGUUACAUUAACCAAUGAAGGAGAUUUUAAAGAGGUUGGUGAAAAGAUACCAGAAGCUAAAGUGGGCCUGCAAUCAAUGGUUGAUGAAGUCUGGAGCUCCCUUCAAGAAGAACAGGUGGGCACUAUCGGCCUAUAUGGUCUUGGAGGAGUCGGCAAAACAACUCUGUUAAUCGAGAUCAACAACAAACUCCUUCGUACACCGAAUGAAUUUGAUUUUGUAAUCCGGGUCGUACCGUCGAAAAACAUGCAAAUUGGGAAUAUUCAGGAAGAUAUCGGAAAAAGGAUAGGUUUAUCCGACAGAUCAUGGAAGGAGAAAACUGUCAGAGAGAAAGCUACUGAUAUUUUCAGAAUUUUAAGCAGCAAGAAGUUUGCAUUAUUACUUGAUGAUUUAUGGGAGCGAGUGGAUUUACAAGAGGUUGGGGUCCCUCGUCCGAGUCCUGAAAAUGCAUCAAAGGUGCUUUUCACAACUCGUGAAAUGAAAGUCUGUGGCCUCAUGGGAGUUCAAAAGACGUUUGAGGUGAAGUGUUUGAGUGAUCAGGAAGCUUGGAAACUAUUUCAAAGCAAAGUCGGAAAAGAAACUCUCGACAGCCAUUCUGAUAUUCCUCGACUAGCCGCGACAGUAGCUGAUGAAUGUGCUGGUUUGCCACUCGCACUGAUUACCAUUGGUCGAGCUAUGGCUUUCAAAAGCGAACCCAAGGACUGGAAGUAUGCAAUUCAAGUUCUAAGAAAAUCGGCUUCUAAAUUUCCAGGUAUGGAUGAGAUUUAUUCUUAUCUGAAGUUCAGUUACGAUAGUUUGCCUAAUGACAUGAUUAGAUCUUGUCUCUUAUACUGUAGUUUAUUUCCCCAAGACUACAGUAUUUCGAAAAGAGACUUGAUAGAUUAUUGGAUCGGCGAGGGAUUUGUAAAUGAAUAUAACAGAGAUGAAGCACUGAACAAAGGAUAUUAUAUUAUAGGUUUUCUUCUUCACACAUGUUUGUUGGAAGAAGAAGAAGACAACUCUCACGUAAAAAUGCAUGAUGUGGUUCGUGAUAUGAGUAUGUGGAUAGCAAGCGAAAUCGAGAAAGAGAAGGAAAAAUUUUUGAUCCAUGCAGGAGAUGGAUUGUCCAGUAUUCCAGAUAUUGGCAAAUGGGAAGAAAUGAGAAGGAUAUCCUACAUGAACAAUCAGAUUACCGCUACUCCUGGUGGUAACCCGAAAUGCCCUUAUCUCGAAACUUUGUUUCUUAACGAUAAUUCUCUUCUGAUACUGAACAAUUCUCUUUUCAUCGAUAAGCCUAAUCUCAAAGUUCUAAACCUGUCAUAUAAUCAUUCCUUGAAAAGAUUACCUGAGAGAUGUUUUUCAGAUUUAUUUUUUUUGCAACAUCUUGAUCUCUCAGCGACGGGCAUCGAAAUUUUACCAGAAGAUUUGAAGGCUUUAGUAAACCUUAAAUACCUGAACUUAGAGCGUACAUAUUUUCUCCGUAAAAUACCUCGAGAAUCGUUCUCUUGUCUUUUGAUGUUACAAGUAUUGAGAAUGUUCAAAUGUGGUUAUUUAUGUGAAGCUCCGGUAGACAGCAUUCUGUUCGGUGGCGGUGAAUAUUUGGUGGAGGAAUUGUUCAGAUUGAAGGAUUUAAAUGUAUUGAGCAUCACGCUAAAAAGUUUCCAUGCUUUCGAGAGAUUUCUGAGCUCCAAUAAGUUAGAGAAUUGUACCGAAUCUCUAUGCCUUCAGGAGUUAGACGAUUCGUCAAAAUCGCUCGAUGUGUUACGUUUGGCACAUAUGGAGCGUCUUGAAACACUUCAUAUUGUUGAGUGUAAACAUUUGGAAGAGAUGAAGAUCGAUGUUCCAGGCGAAGUUCAACAUCUACGAGAAACUCAUUUCCAGGGUCUUCAUGUGGUGAAGAUAAAAUUUUGCCAAAAACUGAAGGACUUGACAUGGCUGAUUCUUGCUCCAAACCUGAAGAGUGUUUCGGUAUCAAACUGCUUUGAUAUCGAAGAACUAAUCGGUGUUGCGAAAUGGAGUGAAGUCUCAGAGAUGAUCGAAAACCUGAACGUUUUUGAAAAUCUUGAAACUCUUCGAUUAGAAAAUCUACCAAAUUUGAAGAGCAUUUAUAGGAAUGCUUUGCCUUUCCCGCAUUUAAACCAAAUGGUUAUACGUAGCUGUCCAAACGUCAAGAGGCUUCCAUUGGAUUCCAACAGUGCAAAGGCACGGAAAAUUGUGAUAAAGGGUGAGAAAGAGUGGUGGAAAGAGCUGCGAUGGGAGGAUAAAGCCACUGAAAAUGCUUUCCGUUCCUCUUUCAUAUCUCAUCGAUGAUGAUUUCUUGUAUUUUUUGCUUGGUGCUUUCUGUGUGGUUGGUAUUGUUAUUGCAUUUUUUUCCUUCUCCUGGUGUGUAAUGUUUAUGUUAAAGAGUGAACUAUUGUCAUUUAUACUAUAUACAGUUGUGUUUGUU
Pistacia vera is the source of this 3037-nucleotide messenger RNA. Its product is annotated as probable disease resistance protein At5g63020. The coding region runs from base 61 to 2901 and encodes 946 amino acids. Gene Ontology annotation, molecular function: protein binding; ADP binding. NCBI's taxonomy places the organism in Eukaryota, Viridiplantae, Streptophyta, Magnoliopsida, Sapindales, Anacardiaceae. The record is from RefSeq and is a predicted model, not a curated record. The transcript has 2 exons.